Molecule: messenger RNA, 3225 nt
Organism: Dentiscutata erythropus
Lineage: Eukaryota; Fungi; Glomeromycota; Glomeromycetes; Diversisporales; Gigasporaceae
Source: the annotation of a GenBank genome assembly
AUGGACGAUAUUGAUGAUGUAGAGGUAGAGGUAGUUAGUACAAGAAAGCCUGAACAACCGACUGAAUUAUCAAAAACAUCUUCAGCUCUCGCACCAUCAGCAAAAUUCGAUCGUCUUGAUAAUAUUAUCAAAGUUCUAUUAAGUCAUGUUUAUUUUGGAGUGACGAAAGAAAAAUGUAUGAUGGCAAAAACUUUUACAGAUAUGGGACUUUUAUUUAGACCAGCUUCUCGUCAAGUUUCCAUCUGCUUUCGUAGAAUGAGAGAUGAAGUUGUAAUUCCAUUCGGUGAAGUAAUUAAGUGUGAACUUGUUAGCGAAAGGGAAUUAGUAGUAAAAUUAAGAUCAGAUUUUACUAGAGCGUAUUAUUCUCAUCCUGACGGAUUUCCAUAUAAAAAAGAACCCGUUCUAUUAAAUAAUGAUCCAACUAAUGCAACUAAUGGGUAUUUUUCAGGUGUUAAUCAAUUACUUAUAAGAUCAUACCACGCAACAGAUUUCGAUUUUCUUUCAGAACAUGGGUUUAAAAUAAAAAGUGAAAAUCUUCACAAGAAAAAAACAAAUGAAUUUGUUGAAAAUCCAAUCGCAUCAACAUCAUCAUCCAACGGUAUUCAAAUGUUACGACAAUCAGUUGAUAAUUCGAUAAAGAUUUCACCUCAACAACCUCAACAAGAAACUUCACCCAAACUUGUGAUUGAAAAUUAUGUCGCAGUUACUCAAAAAAUAGUUAGCAAAACUAAGACAGUUACCAAAAGUUUUAGAGCACAAUCUUCAAAGUUCUCGAGAAAUAUCUCAUCAACAUUUCAACCAUCAACGCCUCAAAAUGAGUCUAAUUUGCAAAAUUCAAUUCAAUCAAAAAAAACUGAGCUUUAUCUCACAUGCACUUUCGCAAGUGAAAAACGAGCAUUUAUUUAUCCCCCGGAUGGAACAUUGUAUCACCUUCAUUUUGCUAUUCGUCAAAGAUUUAAGAAACAUCAAUGGAAUAACACUUGGUUCAAAACUAAUAAAUCUAAUGAAGAUGGUUCUUGGUACCCAUUGGAAAGUGAAGAUGAUUGGAAGAAUUUUUUGAAUAAUUUCUGGACGAUGUCAGUUGUUGGCAGUUGCUACAGCAAUUAUUAUUAUGCAAAGCCUCCUAACUAUUGUAUAGAAAGUCCAAGUAAAUCUUACGAACAUUAUGAAUCACAUUAUGAGGAUAAUAAUUAUGAUAAAUACGAUAAAAGGGAUGCGGAUCCUUUUGCAGAGGAAAUGCGUCGUUCAGGUUUAAUUCAAUUUCGCAAAAGGGAUUCUGACCCUUUCCACAAAAGGGAUGCUGAUUCUUUUAACAAAAGGGAUGUCGAUUCUUCACGCAAAAGGGACGCUGAUUCUUUACGCAAAAGGGAUGCUAAUUCUUUUCAUAAAAGGGAUGGUGAUAAUCAAAAUAAAAGGGAUGGUGAUUCUCAAAAAAGGGAUGCUGAUUCUUCUCGCAAAAGAGAUGCUGAUUCUUCUCUAAAGAAAAGAGGUCUCUUCAAACGUGAUACUACAUCAGAUAAUUCAACACAGACAACUACAGGUUCCACGAGCACACAACCAACACCAACACCAACAGUAUUAACUUUAGAGGAGCAGUUAUUGCAAAUCUCACAAAUUAUCGUCAAUCCACCUGAAGUGGAACUUGGUCCAGAUGGGUGGCCAGAUAAAAGUAUUUAUGAUCCAGCAAAUGAUUCAUUAUAUUGGUGGCGUAAUGAUCCUGUAUUAAAUCAGCAUCAUGAGCAUUGGCAUAUAGUGAUGAUCUCCGCUAUUAUUAAUGAAUCAAGAAAAGAUAGAGAAGGUGAAAAUUUUAUAUAUAUGCAUAGACAUAUGUUGGCAAGAUAUGAUGCUGAACGUCUUGGUGUCGGCUUUGAUAUAGUGGAUCCUUUAGUAGAUUAUUACACUCCAAUACCUGAGGCCUUUUAUCCUCCACCAUAUUUGGUGGAAGAUUUUGGUGGCAAAAAAGUUCCUUUUCCGGCUCGUCCAGCAAACCAAACUUUUCGUGAUAUUGUUAAUAAUGGUCAAGUAACGGUAUAUUCUGUCGCAUGGUUGACGCAUACAUUCGACGAACUUGAGAAAUGGAUUGAUGGAUAUACUGAUAGCGAACAUCCAGUUUCUCUAGAAUUGAAAGAUGAGGAUGCAACAAAAUUGGGUAGUGAAAUCGAACUUAUAUUACAUAACAUUGGGCAUUCUAUGCUCGGUUAUAUGAUGCAUCCAUAUUCUAUUGGUUACGCACCAAGUGUGCUUGUUGGUGCGCGAGCCGGAACACGUGACCCAUUAUUUUGGAGAUGGCACCGUCACAUAGACAACAUUUACAAAAAAUGGCAAGAUGCUUUGGGUCCUUCAGAUUUUCAUCACGAUGCUCCUAACGUUACCAUUAGACCACAUGAUAUAUACUUUGCGUUUACAGAUGUACUGCUUGAGGCCUACCCUGAAGGUCGAAAAGAUAAUUGGCAAAGUUUUGCUAAUAAAAUUUUUGGUGGUGAUAAUUUUGAUCGUGAUUUAUCAAACAGUACGUUUAUAACUAAUGAAUUACACACCAAGAUGAAAAAUAGAAUACUUGUUUGGAGAGAAGAUAAUUAUGAUAAAGAAAAUAUAACUUAUCUUUAUCCAAGAGAUUGGCAAUACUUUAUUCGCGUAAGGAAUGACAAAAACGAAACUAUAGCAGUUACAUUCCGUAUUUUCAUUGUCCCAGAAGAACUUGCCGAUUCUAGAGUUCAUUGGAUCGAACUUGAUAAAUUUAAAAGAUUUUUAAAACCUUAUGAAAAAACCGUAAUAGUACGUGAAUGUGAUAAAGCCAUCGAUAUUAGGAAACCUGCUCAAAAAACUGAAGCACAAAUGGAUUCAACACAAAUAACAAAUGAAACAAAAUUAAUCACUGCAGGUCAUGACGAGGGAGAAAUUGCUGAACUUUUAUUUUGUGAUUGUGGUUGGCCUUAUAAUUUAAUUAUACCGAGAGGAAAAAAAGAAGGAUUAAAUUUUAAACUUAUCGUUUUUAUUACUGAUGGUACUGAUGAUUUAGUUCCUACUUAUGAUGAGUGUGGAAGUACUUUACUUUGUGGUGCUCAUUAUUGGAAGGAUAAAAUUCCGGAUAUUAGACCUUUAGGAUAUCCAUUUGAUAGACCGUUUAAAAAUAAUUCUUAUAAACUAACUUUUGAGGGAUUAAGUAAUGCAGCUAUUAGAGAUUUUACUAUUGUAUGGACUGACACUGAUUUUCGAGAAGUCUAG